GGAAUCCUUGCCUUGGACUUCCGGUCUUUCACAAACCACCUCUGUGGCCUCCUAGUAUAGGAUUUGCAGCCAUCGACCGCGUAAUAACCAUCAAAAAGCCAUGUCGGGCAACAAACUCAUCGUCAUCUUGGGAAGUGGACCUGGCAUAGGAGCUUCGACGGGGGCGCUUUUCGCGUCCAUGGGCUUCGACGUCGCAUUGCUCUCUCGAAACGUUGAACGACUUGGUCAAGAAGCUGCUAGAGUACAAGCAGCAAAUCCCCGUGUCAAGGUCAAAGCUUAUCCCGUUGAUGUUGGAGACCACAACGCCCUGGCAUUAGCGCUGGGCAAAGUCGGUACAGAAUUGGGACCGCCGGAAGUGGUAUAUUUCAACGCAGCAAGAGUCGCGCCCUCGAGGAUCGGUGGGACCAGUCCGGACUUCCUGCUGGAGGACUUCAAGAGCAUGAACCUUGGCCUUUUCGUAGCAGCGUCAUGGGCGUUGCCACAUUUGACCGCCGCGGCCGAGCAACCAGGGACCCAUCCAUCGUUCCUGUUCACCAACAGCGGCCUGUGGGAUCGUCCGCUGGCAAACUUUGCAUCACUCUCCAUGCAGAAGGCCGCACAGUAUAACCUGAUGCUGAGCCUGAAGCAGAUGGUGGAAGCGAGAGGGGUCCAUGUCGCCGGCGUCAACAUCGGCGGGCUCGUUCGAGAGGAAGACCCUGUCAUCAACCCGAACAACAUCGCGCGAGCUCUCUUCGAUUUGUCCCAGGAGGACAAGCCCAACUGGCAGUGGGAGGUCAAAGUGGGAGACUGGGACGAGUUCCUGAAGCAGAUGUCGGCGGCUCAGAAGGCUGCAUGAUCAUUGUGUGCAGUAUUUGUCUAUGUCCAUGUGGCGAUGCUUGUAAUCAUAUCAUACCUUUGGCUGGAUGUACUUCUGUUGCCUCACGCGGGUGUGCCAAGUACAAAUAAAAAUUCCCUAGAGAUGGAGGUUUGAUUCAAAGGAUCGAUGAAUAAUC
Cladophialophora immunda is the source of this 992-nucleotide messenger RNA. RefSeq lists its product as uncharacterized. The transcript is spliced from 2 exons. The record is from RefSeq and is a predicted model, not a curated record. Lineage: Eukaryota; Fungi; Ascomycota; Eurotiomycetes; Chaetothyriales; Herpotrichiellaceae. The coding region runs from base 101 to 835 and encodes 244 amino acids.